UUUUGGCGAUAACAUGUAGUAGCCCUGAAUCAUGUACUGCGCUACCAAAAAGAAAGUCGUAUGCCGUAGGUGUGAAAGCACCCGUAACAGUAGGACAAUUAGUCGAAACUCCAGCAAACAUUAAAACACCUUUUGGCAUGGUAACCAUGCCUAGCACCUUGUGGAAAAGUGUUUUGUCGUUGGUAGUUUGCGUUGUUGCAUUUUUAAUCUGUUUGUAUGCAAAUUUGUUUGACAAAGUAGAACAAAACAACUGCUUUGCUCUAUUGGUAUUUGCUAGUCUUCUUUGGUCUUUAGAAGUUAUACCUCUUUUCGUCACGUCACUUUUAGUUCCACUACUGGUCGUAUGUUUACGCGUAUUACGUUCAGGUGAACGUCCACACGAGCGACUUGAUGCACACGAAACGACGAAGCUUAUUUUUUCCACCAUGUUUUCACCAGUUAUAAUGCUACUUUUGGGUGGCUUUGCUAUUGCUGCUGCACUGAGUAAAUAUCAUAUUGCCCAAAUGAUGGCAACAGUUGUGUUAUCGAAAGCUGGAACAAAUCCAAGUUUUGUUCUUCUGUCCAAUAUGUUUGUCGCAACCUUCGCAAGCAUGUGGAUAAGUAAUGUCGCUGCACCACCAAUUCUUCGAAACUUGCCUCCAGAUAGCUCAUUUGGACGAUGCUUAAUUUUGGGAAUUGCUUUAGCAUCAAAUGUUGGUGGCAUGGCAUCUCCCAUAUCAUCACCACAAAACAUAGUAGCAAUUCAAAAUAUGAGUCCUUCUCCUACAUGGGCUCAAUGGUUCCUCAUAGCUAUUCCAUUAUGUAUCUUAGUGGAUGGUUUAAUUUGGCUUUUACUACUUUGGAAUUAUCAACCACAUAGUGAUUCACUAACAAUUCACCCAAUUCGACCAACCAACGAUCUUUGGACUGGAACUCAAGUAUUUGUUAUUGCGGUCACUAUCAUAACAAUUUUAUUAUGGUGUAUUGAAAAGCAAUUGGAAUUUUUCUUUGGAGAUAUGGGUGUUAUAGCAGUAGUACCAUUGAUCUUAUUCUUUGGUACAGGCAUUUUAACUAAGGAGGAUUUCAACAAUUUUCUUUGGACAGUUAUUAUAUUGGCAAUGGGUGGUAUAGCACUUG
This is a messenger RNA of Racocetra persica, 1116 nucleotides long. Lineage: Eukaryota; Fungi; Glomeromycota; Glomeromycetes; Diversisporales; Gigasporaceae. The record is from the annotation of a GenBank genome assembly.